Molecule: messenger RNA, 1296 nt
Organism: Clunio marinus
Lineage: Eukaryota; Metazoa; Arthropoda; Insecta; Diptera; Chironomidae
Source: the annotation of a GenBank genome assembly
AGUGAAAGAAUAAUUUGGAGAAAAGUGAAGUCACUUGACUUGAUUAAUUGAAAAACCUUGAGCGAGAAAGCUUAAUUACAUUUCUAUUGAUAAAUUACAGAAGAUAAAUUAUAAAAUAUUUCAUCAUGCAACUUUCGGAUAUCUCCAAAUCUCUUAUAAAAUAUUGCCUGUUUCUUUUCAAUCUUUUAUUUUUGAUUUCUGGCUUGGGAUUAUUAAUAGCCGGAAUCGUCGUUCUUAAUGAUGUUGAGGACUUCAAUCAUUUUCUUGAUGGUCGUAUAACAGCACCGCCAAUUCUUUUGAUCAUUACUGGAUGUCUAAUUUUCUUGAUUGCUUUCCUCGGCUGUUAUGGAGCUUUGAAGGAGUCGCCAUCGUUGUUGAUGACUUUUGCUGUUUUGUUGGGAAUAAUUUUCAUCAUUGAGAUUGCAGUUGGAAUUGCUGCCAUCACUUUCAAGAAUGAUUUACGUGAUAUACUCAACAACCAACUGCAAAAAUCUAUGAGUCGUCAAAGCAAGGAGGAUAUGAUGGCAUGGGACACUAUUCAGAGGAAAAUGAUGUGUUGUGGCAUCGAUGGACCGAGAAAUUGGUUUGAUAUCAACAACGGUAACGCAUCAGCCAUUCCGCCAAGUUGUUGUCGGCCACAAUAUAUUGACCGAGAUACAAUGAAUUGCCUGAAUGCAGCCCCAUUGUACAUGGAUCGAAUGUAUCAGGAUGGUUGCGUAGCAAAAGUUCAUGAUCGUGUCGCUUCUAACGCAAAGAUUUUGAUUGGCGUUGGUAUAGGUAUUGCAUUCAUUCAAAUCAUGGGAAUUGCUUUGGCUUGUUGGUUGGCAUCGGCUAUAAAGAAAGAAACUUAAUUUGAAUAAUUAUGAAAAAAGUAUAAAAGUUUUCCAACACACUUCAAAUUAAAGAAAGUAAAAAUUAAAUUUUAUGUUUAAAAGAAUUAAAAAAGAAACUGAACCUCAUUAAGAUAUUUAAUUAUUAAACUGAAAAUUGAACCAAUUACUCUUAUUAACCUAAUUGGAAUUUGUCAUGUUGUUCAUUUUCUAAACAUGAUUUUGCUGCUCAUGAAUUAACAUUGACAAUUACUUUGUAGUCUAUGACGCUUCGACAUAAUGUAAUCAAAUCAAAUCAUAAUUAUUUAUAUUGAGAAUGGGAAACUCUGGAAAAGCUUUGGUCGGUUCAGUAAAUGUCAACAUUUAAGUAUUAUAAGAAUGAGUUUUGUUAUUUGAAGGUGAUUCGAGAGUUUUUGAAUAUUGUCACGGUUGGUGAAAGAUACAAAAAAUGUAAUAAAAGCAACAU